AUGAAGAGCGUCGCGUCUCCUGCGACGUGCCUGGCAGGCCCUCGCGCGCUCACGAGGCAGCACACGCGCCACGCCGUCUCUCCGCGCCGCGCCGCGGUGCGCGCGCGCGCCGCCAAGGGCGACACGGUCAUCCCCGACCCGGACUUCCGUCUGCCCGCCGCGCUCGGCGCCCUCGCCGGCGUCUCCUUCGCCACCGGCAACAACGCCGGCGGCGGCGUGUUCGGCCUCCUCGGGGCGUUCCUCGCGCUGCAGGCGACGCGGGUCAAGUUCCGGUUCGAGAAGGACGCGCUGGAGGUGGUGAUCGGUGAGGAGCAGGAGGAGUCGGAGAACGCGUUCGUCGGGGGCCAGAACCGGUGGAAGUACGACUCGUUCGUCAACUGGGAGCUCUGGUGGCCGGGGUUCCCGGUCCUGGUGUACUUCAAGGAGACGCAGACGAAGCCGGAGGGUCAGAUCCACUUUUUCCCAGUCAUCUUCAACGGCAAGCAGCUCUACGAGACCAUGGUCGAGCGCUGCGGGCCCUCGCAGAACAGCGCGCCGAAGGAGUGA
Pedinophyceae sp. YPF-701 is the source of this 546-nucleotide messenger RNA. The record is from the annotation of a GenBank genome assembly. Lineage: Eukaryota; Viridiplantae; Chlorophyta; Pedinophyceae.